Conger conger (European conger) is the source of this 1284-nucleotide messenger RNA. RefSeq names its product cholesterol 25-hydroxylase (gene ch25h). The coding region runs from base 56 to 808 and encodes 250 amino acids. NCBI's taxonomy places the organism in Eukaryota, Metazoa, Chordata, Actinopteri, Anguilliformes, Congridae. The transcript has a single exon. Gene Ontology annotation, biological process: cholesterol metabolic process; sterol biosynthetic process. Gene Ontology annotation, molecular function: steroid hydroxylase activity; C-4 methylsterol oxidase activity; iron ion binding. The record is from RefSeq and is a predicted model, not a curated record.
ACUGAUAGCCGCAUGCCUCUCGCUCUCACACGUCCUCUCACUGUGAAACGACACAAUGGAGCUGCAACACCUCUGGGACUGUAUCCGAGCACACGAUGCCUACCUGCGCUCUCCCUUCUUCCCCGUGCUGUUCUCACUCACCGUGUACCUGGGCUUCUGCUUCCCUUUUGUGCUGCUGGACCUCCUCUCCCCCAAAGUGGCAUUGCUGAGAAAGUACAGGAUACAGCAGAAGAGCCAGGUCUCCUGGUCCAUGAUGUGGAGCUGCUUGGCGCAGUCGCUCUACAACCACGUGGUGUACAUUUUCCCCCUGACCGUGCUGCACUGGUACUGGAGGCCGGUCAGCUACCCGACGCAGGCUCCUGGCCUAUUCCGUCUGCUGUGGGACAUCCUCGCCUGCCUCCUGCUCUUUGACUUCCAGUACUUUGUCUGGCACCUGCUUCACCACAAGGUGCCCUGGCUUUACAAGACCUUCCACAAGGUCCACCACAAGUACACAUCCACAUUCGCCCUGACUGCGGAGUACUCUGGGGCCUGGGAGACGCUAUCUUUGGGCUUCUUCGCUGCCGUCAACCCCCUGCUGCUGGGCUGUCACCCGAUGACGGAGAUGCUGUUCUUUGUGCUCAACAUCUGGCUGUCGGUGGAGGACCACUCAGGCUACGACUUCCCCUGGUCCACCCACAGACUGGUCCCCUUUGGGCUGUACGGAGGGGCCCCGCAUCAUGACCUCCACCACCUGAAGUUCAGGUCCAACUAUGCCCCCUACUUCACUCACUGGGACAUAUUGUUUGGAACCUUACACUCUGACUGAACAACCACACAGAGACAAGUCUGGACUGCACUUUAAUGACUGGGAUGGUCAGUAGCAUAUGAACUGUAUGAUUACCAGAGGUCAAACAAAGACUGACCAAAGACUUCCCACUUCACUGGUCUGUAUUCUGUAUAUGUUUGCUUAUGAAGUAUUGUGAAGCAUUGUGAGUAAUACCGGACAAAGAAUGUAUGAUCCUAACUGUGAAAAUGUUACAGAACUAUAGCCAAUAUUUGGCUUGAAUACUAUUUCCUUAUUUCAAGGAACGAAUCUGCUCUUUAUUAAGUCUUAAUUCUCUUAUUUAUUCAUUCAAAUAUAAUACUUUCUAUGUCAUUUAUAAAUGUAAUUCUGUUUAAGUAAUGUAUUAACUAUGAAGCAAAUAUGCACUGCAACAGAUAUUUCACUGUGUAAGAUAUUCUUAAGUAGGUUUUCUAUUCAUUUUUGGAAUAAAGUAUUCAAUAAAUCUACAAGAAAUUCCA